Meriones unguiculatus (Mongolian gerbil) is the source of this 1849-nucleotide messenger RNA. RefSeq names its product T cell leukemia homeobox 2 (gene Tlx2). Lineage: Eukaryota; Metazoa; Chordata; Mammalia; Rodentia; Muridae. The transcript is spliced from 3 exons. Gene Ontology annotation, cellular component: nucleus. Bases 903 to 1730 code for a protein of 275 amino acids. Gene Ontology annotation, molecular function: RNA polymerase II cis-regulatory region sequence-specific DNA binding; DNA-binding transcription factor activity, RNA polymerase II-specific. Gene Ontology annotation, biological process: regulation of transcription by RNA polymerase II; animal organ development. The record is from RefSeq and is a predicted model, not a curated record.
AGGCCCGGUGGGCCCGUGGGAGGCUCCGGUCCGAUUCACGGCAAUUUCAGAAAAUCGAAAUUCUAAGAAACAGGGCCCCAGUUCCUGGCCGGCCAGGACAAGCAGGGUGGGGAGCGCUGCAGGAAAAGCCAGGAGGUGGGCCACGACCCCAAACUCGGAUGUUCGUUUCCUGCCGCGCCCAGCGAACGCCCCUCGCCACCGUCUGCUUCCCACGCCUGGCCUCUUCCUGGGGCUCCGGGUCGCUUCGCCGUUCCCCGAGCGCUUCUCACACCGCCGGGAAGCCACAACGAGAUCUGGGCUCAGGCGGCGUUUAGGUGGGAGCCACAACGAAGCCAGGAGGUGGCCGGCGGCUCCCAUCGGGGGGCGAAGAGUGGGGGCUAGGGACGGGAGCGCCCGCCGAGGAGCCCGCGGCGGCCCGAGGGCGGAGGCCGGAGAGGAUGCGGGGGCCUGCGCAUCCCGGCUGAGUCACCGCCCCUCCCUCCCCGCACAGCGCCGGCCUGACACCCGCGCCUCCUCCGCCUGGCACCAGCCGUCCUUCCCCUUUAACGGCGCGGCCCCGCCCCUGCCCUCCCCCAGCCCCUCUGCCCGCCGGGGCCGACCUGUCAGUCACUGCCCCGGCCUGGCCGGCCGCCCCUCUCCACACCCGCCUCCCGCAGCGGCCCGGGCAGCCCCGCGUCACCUGCGCUCCCGGGACCCGCGGCCACGCUCCCCCGGGAUGCGAGUCCCUGCGCGGACGCCCGGGCGGGGCGGGCACGCGUGCGGCUGCGCCCGGUGCGCGGGGAUGCUGCUGGCGCGGGGGCCCCGGCGCCCGGCCGGACCCGCGGGCCCCUGAAGCCGCUGUCGGGGCCGGCAGAAACACCCUCGCAGCCGUCCAGCCUCCCGGCCCUCUCCGGCUGGGACCCAUGGAGCCCGCGGCCUUGGCCGCGCACCACCUCCCGCAGCACGAGCCCAUCAGCUUCGGCAUCGAUCAGAUCCUGAGCGGCCCCGAACCCUCCGCGGGCCAGAGCCUCGGGGACAGCGCUGCGUUCCCCGGCGGCUUCCACGGGGCCCCCGGCUACGCUGCCGCGGGCUCGCUGGCCGCGGUGCCGAGGGGCUCGGGGGGCGGCCCGGGCGGCGUGAUCCGCGUCCCCGCGCACCGCCCGCUGCCCGCGCCGCCCGCGCCUGCGGCCCCCGCGGUGCCCGGGCCCUCGGGCGUGGGGGGCGCCGGCGGCCUGUCGGGGCUCAGCUUCCCCUGGGUGGACGGCGGCCGCCGCUUCGCCAAGGACAGGCUCACGGCCGCGCUCUCGCCCUUCUCCGGGACUCGCCGCAUAGGCCACCCCUACCAAAACCGGACCCCGCCGAAGCGCAAGAAGCCGCGCACCUCCUUCUCGCGCUCGCAGGUGCUGGAGCUGGAGCGCCGCUUCCUGCGCCAGAAGUACCUGGCCUCGGCCGAGCGGGCGGCGCUGGCCAAGGCCCUGCGCAUGACGGACGCGCAGGUCAAGACCUGGUUCCAGAACCGGCGCACCAAGUGGCGGCGCCAGACGGCGGAGGAGCGCGAGGCCGAGCGGCACCGCGCCGGCCGCCUGCUGCUGCACCUGCAGCCCGACGCGCUGCCCCGGCCGCUGAGGCCGCCGCUGCCGCCGGACCCGCUCUGCCUGCACAACUCGUCGCUCUUCGCGCUGCAGAAUCUGCAGCCCUGGGCCGAGGACAACAAGGUGGCUUCGGUGUCCGGGCUCGCCUCAGUGGUGUGAGCGGCCCCGGGGCCGGGUGCGGCGCGGCCGGCCGAGCGCGAGGAGCCGAAGGCUGCGACUGUCCUCCGAGGCUCCGGGGCGUCAGCGGCCCCCGCCCGCACCUUGACUGCACCCUUCAC